ACGGAGCGUUGGGUCCUUUUCAGUGCUGCUGCUUCUACUACUCUCUCUCUCUCUCUCUCUCUCUCCCCUCACACACAAGCAGAUUGAAGAAGAUGUCAGGAAGAAGAAGAGUUUCUGAUUCUUCCAUUAUUGGACGAAGAAUAAUUGCUGAUCAUAAUUGUCAAAAAGGUACAAUAUUUCCCUCAUUCUUAUUUCAUCUGUUUCGUUCUCACUCUAACACCUCCACAAGCCCUACUUCUCCUCCUCCUCCUCUUCCUGCUGCUGUUGCUGUAAUACCCAAACAACGAUGCAAUUCGGGUCCCAAUGAUCUUCAAUCUGCUUUAAUUUCGUUCAAUCGUAUGCUCCAAAUGCGACCUUUGCCCCCCAUUUCUCAAUUCAACAAAGCUUUAGGGCCUAUUACCAAAAUGGGUCAUUACGCCAUCUCUCUUUCUCUUAUUCUCAACAAGUUGCAACAGUGCCAAGGCAUUCAGGUCGAUCUCUACACCUUCAACAUUGCUAUUAACUGUUAUUGCCGCCUUAAUCAAGUCCAUUUCGGCUUCUCUCUGUUAGGUUCCCUCUUCAAACGCGGUUUUACACCUGAUGCAACUACCUUCAACACUCUGAUUAAUGGACUUAUUUUGGAAGAUAAAACCCCUGAAGCUGUAGAGUUAUUUAAGAAAUUAAUCACAACUAGAGAAAUUGAACCCGACUUGGUUAUGUAUGGAACCGUUGUUAAUGGGCUCUGCAGAACCGGGAACACUAUCAGGGCUGUUAGUUUGCUUAGGAUUAUGGAAGAGGGAAGAUGUAAACCUAGCAUCGUAGUGUAUAACACAAUCAUUGACAGUCUUUGCAAGGAUAGAAUGAUGGACGAUGCUGUGAAACUCUUUACAGAAAUGGAUGAAAAGGAUAUUUUCCCAGAUGUUGUCACUUACAACUCUUUGAUUCAUGGCCUAUGUAAUUUUGGCCGGUGGGAGGAGGCUACAGAAAUGUUAAGAGAAAUGUUGGAUAGUGGUAUUGCUCCAAAUGUUCGUACAUUUAAUGUGUUGGUGGCUGCAUGUACCAAGGAAGGGAUGAUGAACGAGGCAGAGGGGGUACUUGAAGUCAUGAUACAAAGAGGUGUGGAUCCUGAUGUAGUCACAUACAAUACUCUAAUGGAUGGAUAUUGUUUGCAACGCCACAUGGAUGAAGCAAUCAGACUGUUCAAUACCAUAGUGGAUAGGGGCCUCCACCCUGAUGUUGUUAGCUAUAACAUUCUAAUCAACGGAUAUUGCAAGAAGAUGAAAAUAGACGAGGCCAUGCAUAUCUUUCGAGAAAUGCCUCGAAGGGGGUUGAAACCCAACAUUGGAACUUUCAACACUAUGUUACAAGGUUUGUUUCGAUCGAGUAGAUGUGGAGCUGCUCAGGAACUUUUUAAUGAGAUGCAAGUUGUAGGCAUAAUUCCAAAUUCUCAAACUUAUGAUAUCUUAUUGGAUGGGUUGUGCAAAAAUGGGCAUAUUUCUAAAGCAUUGUCAUUAUUCCACAUGAUGGAAAGGAACGGUUUAGAUCUUGAUGUUGUUAUGUACAGUAUUCUCAUUAAUACAUUCUGCAAGGAUAAAAAGCUUGAUACUGCAAGGGCCCUUUUCAAUAACCUUUCUUCCAAGGGAUUACAUCCUGAUGUUAAGACUUACACUAUGAUGAUACACGGUCUUUGUAAAGAAGGCCUACUACACGAAGCUAAAGAGUUGUUUGUUAAAAUGGAACAUAGUGGUUGCUUGGCAGAUGAUGUCACUUACAACACUAUUAUCCGAGGAUUUAUUAGACAACACAAGUGCUAUGAGGCAUUAAUACUCACUGAGGAAAUGGUUCAAAGGGGUUUUUCAGCAGAUGCAUCCACUUUUCCCUUGAUCGUAGAUAUACUCUCAACUAAAGGACAAGAUCCUGCUCUCCAAGAAGUGAUACAGAAGUUCAUGCCCAAAGAUAGUCAUGGAAUGCAAGAGAAUGAGUAAAUUUCUUAAGUUGUAAAGUACAUUGGUGGUGUUUGGCAACCCAGUUUUGGUGCAUAUUUUAGUCCCAACGGAAAAAAUUUCAAAAAUCCGGCACUGUAGCUGAGUGAAGGGAGUGUCCAGCUGUAUCGCAUUAUGUACGGUAAAAAGACAGUUUUGCCCUCCGAACCUGCGUCAUCUGGCAAGAGACACACGCACGUCUCUUCUCUCUCAUAUCUCACAUGCUCUCUACCCUCUACCUGGACGAUUUCACAGCAGAGGUGAGUAGCUAGCUCCGAUGCAUGCAUUCUGGCGGAACCGACGGUGAACACCAACAAGCCGAUCGUCGAGGAUUCUUAAAGUAAUAUGGCUUCCUCUUUUUCCAUUGCCACGUCAACAUGGCCACAACGCAUGUGUGCUUGUGGCUAUGGCCACUGUUUUGUGAAGGUAUCCAGAUCUCACAAAAAUCCUGGUCGUGCAUAUUAUGUUUGCCCCCACCCCGUGGUGAGUUGUAACAAAUGAUUAUUUGUCACUCCAGUUAUAUGCACACUGUAAAUCCCAUAUCUAAUAAAUGUUUAACGUGUCUUACUCAUCAGCAAUGUGUUAAUUGGGUUGGUUGGUGUGACAAAUCAGGGACACGAAUCCCCACCAUGACUCUGGGUCAAUCGAUGUAAUGCAGUUACGGGCUGAUGUCGUGAACAUUUUCAAUACUUUGUAUGUAAUGAAAACGGUGAUUUGUAUGUUGUGCAUCAUGGUCAUCAUCUUAUUAUUGCGAAUGUAGCAACCCUGUAAACCAUUUCGUAACUGUACACAGUAGUUAGUGUUUUGGAAAAGUUACUUUCUGAACAAGUAAAUGCUUUCUCAUCGUUUGUAUGUAGCAACUAUGCAAUUAGUAAUUAUCGUACUACUUUUGGAUAAAGCAUGUGGAAGUUGUCUGUUACAUAUUGUUCAUAGUUUAUUGUCUGAAAUGUAUUGAUCAACUGCGUUCUAAUGUAUACAAUACGUCCAGUCACAUUACUGUAAUGGCUGCAACACGGUCGUCCCCUUGCACCCCGUCUAAGAAUAAAGGGGUUGGCCCAUCAGGUACCGAAGGCAUUGUUGAUGGCUUAGAUCAUGCACAUAAGGCGAACUGGGACAGUGCAGCUAUAGAAAUAUUCCUACAGUGCGUUCAAGACGCAAUAUUAGCGGGCCGUCGGGUGGGUACAACGAUAACCAAAACAGGGUACAAUGAAAUUGCACUGAAAUUCACUAAGCGCACAGGUAAACGUCAUAACAUUACACAGCUUAAGAACAAGUACGGCAGUUUGAAAAAGGAAUGGCAGGCGUGGAACAAGUUGAUGGAUAGCAGUAAGGGUGUGACUGGCAUUGGGUUUAACAGGGACACCGGGUUGUUCACGGCGUCAGAAGAGUGGGGGGACAAUCUUAAAUCGACAAACAAGAUCGCUUACAAAUUCAAGACGAAGCUAUUGGAGCAUAAAGAUUUGAUGCGCGCGGUAUUCACGGGUGCAACUGCGACUGGCAAACACCAUUGGACGCCGGGGGAGAAGCCUGUGGAUGUUGGCGAAGGUGAAUCCGACUCAGUGGAGUCUCCUGGGUUGGCACCAUUUACGGAACCAUACAGACCGAUCGUUAACUCACCUCCAAAUUCCCCUACCAUCGACCUUGAAGAAGUAGAACCCGGGACAAAAAGGAAAAAAGGAUGUAGCAGUAGUGGAAAGUCGAAAAAGGUCUCUAGUGGAGCAUCGGUGCUUGCGGAUAGUUUUAACCAUCUGUCUAAGGCGGUUGAAGCACAGAAGCACCUGACGGUCAGGCACGGAACUGGUGCAUUGCAAAAGUAUAGCAUUGAGCCAUGUAUGCAACGGCUUAUGGCUAUCUCGGACUUCAUCAGUACCCCCCUGUUCCAUUUCGCAUGCACGGCGUUAGAGAAUGCAGAUUACCGUGAAAUAUUGAUGUGCAUGCCAGAUGAUGAGAAUGUAGUCGAUUGGCUUGCACAAUUGCAGGUUUCGAAAGGCCUGUGAGUACUUGUGUUUGGUCGUUCACGAAAAAAAGGGACCUAUUUGGUUUUGAUGUAGUGUGGUUUUUGUGGACUACUUGUAUGGGUCAUUUGUCGUAGUUGUUUUGUUUUUUUUGUGUGGUACUACAUCGUUGUACUUACUAUUAUUUUACUUUUGUGCACGCUACAUACUUUUGUCUACUGCAGUAUGGGAUCAUGGUGUAACCUCUACUUUUUGGGCAUAGUACAGUUUGAUGGUUUAAUGUAAUGUCACACACUAGUUGAUGUGUUCCACUUUAAUGGUUGAAAUUUAAUGGUCC
This is a messenger RNA of Camellia sinensis, 4253 nucleotides long. NCBI's taxonomy places the organism in Eukaryota, Viridiplantae, Streptophyta, Magnoliopsida, Ericales, Theaceae. The record is from RefSeq and is a predicted model, not a curated record.